Paramecium sonneborni is the source of this 2363-nucleotide messenger RNA. NCBI's taxonomy places the organism in Eukaryota, Ciliophora, Oligohymenophorea, Peniculida, Parameciidae. The record is from the annotation of a GenBank genome assembly.
AUGUUCCCCUCCCUUAACUCAAUCAAGAAACCCAAAAAGAGUUUCAAUUUACUGCAUCUUGAGACAUAAGAAUAAUACUUUCUCUCACUCAAAGUGGCAUUGAUACCUAGCGUAAAAAGUGAUGAGUAAGAUAUUUGUAUAUUGAAUCUAAUUUCAGAAUUCGAGGCAAAUUACAUCUUUGUUCUCGUUCGUUAGUUUUUGAGCCUAAAUAAACCUAAUUGCCCUUGAUGAAAAUGAAAUAUAGCAAUGGACUCUUUAUGAAAGUACUCAAAAAUUUCGAACCAAAAUCACUUAGUCUUCUGCUUAGUAUUCGUUGGGGCUAUCAAUUAAUGUAGGAAGAAAUCGAUCAACUCGAUUUAGCAUCAAUUUUAAAUUAAUAAAAGGGAGAAUAAGUUUCUACUAUUAUUGAUUACUAAAUUAGAAAUCCAACGAACUUUUAGAAAAGCUAUACAAUAAAUAACGAAAGAACAUGAUUUAAUUAGCAUCCAACUGUUUCUUCAUUAAAGUCGAUAAACUCUUUAUUGUUAAUCGCAAUCCUAUAAGUCCUUACAUCACUGAAACUGUAUAACACUAAUUCUAUAUCUAGUGCGAUGAUAAUAUUGUGUUCACUAUAUCCAAAUCUAAUUCCAAACAAAUCCUUAUUCGUUAUCUUAAAUUGUAUUAGGCAAUUAAUUAAGCUGAAGAUGAAGCCACAUUCAUAAACUAAACUAUUCAACAAACCUUAAGUGAUAGUCUUUUUGAACAUAAAUAAAAUGCUGGAUCUGAAGGUCAUAAAAUUGAAUUUGUUCAUAAAGGUAAAUCUUCAUUACUAAAUAUAUAUUAGCCAAACUUAUUAAACCUGAAGGAGUAAUUUAUGGACUAUUCAGUAUUUAAAGAGAAGAAAUCUUGUUAUUUAUUCCAUUAAUUAAUUCACCUAAGGGAAAAAUUAUGCAAUUCAUGUUCACUGAUAUUAAAUAUUUUCUCAAAUAUAGAUACAUGUUCAAAAAUAACGGACUUGAAUUUUGGAUGUACAACAAAAAGAGGUCUUAUCUUUUUGUGUUUGAUGACUAAAAUACUUAAGAGUCAAUCUUUAAAUAUUUUUAAAAAAAAGCAACUAAACAUUGUUUAUCUGCUUUGACAAGAGAAAAAAUUAUUGAGGAAUGGGUUAAUGGGAAUAUGUCUAAUUUUGAUUAUUUGAUGGCAUUAAAUACUUUGGGUAAUAGAAGCUUCAAUGAUCUCUCUGCUUAUCCUGUUUUCCCAUGGGUCAUAGCAGAAUAUAAUGAAAAGGAUUUUAAUGUUAAUUCUCCCUCUUUUUUUAGAGAUCUUUCAAAACCUAUGGGUGCAUUAAAUAAACAUAGAUUACAAAAAUAUAAAGUAAUCACUAAAAUAUAAAUAUGUAGGCCUUCUAUAAAGAUCAAUUAAAAGAUAAAAAACAGGAUCCUAAACCAUAUUUAUACCCAACACAUUAUUCUAGUCCAGGAACUGUAGUUUACUAUAUGAUCAGAAAAAUACCAGAGUUUGUGAUAAAACUAUAAAAUGGUGUUUUUGGACCUACAGAUAGAAUAUUCAGAGGUAUUGAUUCUACUUGGUUUACUACUCUAAAUCUUCAUGCAGAUUCUAAGGAACUUGUACCAGAGUAUAUAAUUUGAUAAAAUAGAUUUUAUGGAUUAGAUAGUGAUUUUUUAGUUAAUUGUGAUAAAUUAGAAUUGGGAGUAACUUAAGAUGGAGAAGUUAUUGAUGAUGCAGUUAUACCAGCAUGGGCUGAAAAUGCUCCAGACUUUUUAGCCAAAAUGAGGAUUGCUUUAGAGAGUCCUUAUGUUUAAGUUAAUCUUCCUUUGUGGAUUGAUUUGAUUUUUGGAAAUAAAGCUUCUGGAAAUGAAGCUGUUUUAAAUGAUAAUUUAUUCUAUCCUUAUACUUAUGCAGAAAAUGUUAAUUGGGAUAAGUGUAAAACUGAAAUUGAAAGACAAGCCUUAGAAAUAUAAGUUACUGAAUUUGGUUAAGUACCUGUGUAAUUAUUCUAAGCACCUCAUCCUUAGAGAAAGUUGAAAAUAUAAGGAAAUUUAAAAUAAUUAGAAGAAGAGAAGAAAGAUCUUAAAUAAUAAAAUUAAAAUUUAUAAAAUAAAAUUUAAAAAUUAACUCAGUAAAUCUAAUAGAGUUAAGAUAAAGAACUAGUUUAAUAAUUGUAAACUCAAUUGGCAGCUCUCUAAUGGGAAAAUGAAAAAUUAAAAUUCAAUCUUGAAACUUUUAAAUAAGAAAUGAUUGCUAAUAAAGAGGUUAUAUAAACAUUUAAUUCAUAAUUUGAUUAAGAAGAUUUUGAUAAGAAUGGCUUUGAUUUUUUAAAUGAUGACAGCCUAUUGGAUAGUUCAAAAAAACCUAAUUCCUGA